UUUCAUCAGUCUCUUUCUCUCUGCAGCUCUUUCUUUCUCUACUGUGUCUCUCGCUUUCACUCUCUAUAUUUUCUCCCUGAGAACCAACGGCCGAGAAAAUCUCGCCGGUAAAUAUCUGUUUUCUUGACGAAUAUUUUGCGAUUCUGAGUUUUCUGCCACGGAAUUUUCCGAAGCGUCGAUUGUUUGUUUUGCUGGGAUUGCUAAGGAGUUUUUCCAUUUAUUCGAGCUCUUCCAUGGUUUUGAUUGAGAAAGGUUAGGGUUUCGGCCUUUUUGAAUAUGGACAACGCUUGGCAGGUCAAAUGUAGUUCUUCAUGGCAGUCUGCGACGCCUCCAUCGAUGCCUUCGUCGUCUCAGCAUCCACCUCAGGAGUCUCGGAAUCAGAUGGAGAUAAAUGCAGGUCGUUAUUUUCCAACUAUUGCCCAUGAACAAAGAUCAGCAGCCCUUGGAAUGAUACAGGAACCCCUUUUUUCCAACACAUUGAACUUAGGGUCUUACAGAUCAGGCCAUGCUGAGCUUGGAAAUUCAUUUUUGGCUCUCCUAUCUGGACCGCCAUCUUUGUUGCAAUGUGAUCUCCAGCAAUUGCUGAAUCCAAAGCCAAUCUGUACCUCCAACAAACUUCCUGUUUAUAGUAGCAGUGUCACGGUCAGUACUGCUGGAAGUGGAGUUCCACAUGCACCAACUGGAUCAUUAUCAGAAAAUCUUGGCUAUCAAAAGCCAAGAAGUGGCAUGGAUUUCUGUCCAAUUGUUUCUUCCACAACAGCUGUAAGUACCAAUUGUAGUAGCACUUCUGUUUUGCAUGAUGCCCUUCAGGCUGCAAACUUAAAUCUCCAAAGUUCGGAUCUGGCCAAGGCGACUAUCCAUCACAUGGUUCCUCGCAAUGAGAAAGUAAGGGAAUUUUCUUCUCUGAAGGGGGGAUGGCCUGUUAACACAGGCUCUGCUAAUUUUGGGAAGCUCCAUGGCACUAAUAUUCAUGCUUCACAAAAGCGACCAUCAGAAGCAAGCUCUUCUCUUUGUGAUCACCAAGCUACUUUCACAAGUGGGUGCCCUCGAGUAUUUUGCUUUGGUACAAGUGGGGAUCUACUACUCAGCAACACGGGACUUCUUGGUGUUGUUUGCUUGUGCCACUGCUGGCACAUGUCUGUCUCCAAGUUUUGUGAGCAUUCUGAAUUACGUGAUGUCAAUCCUGGUGAUGCUGUUCGUAUGGACAGUGGGGAGACCAUUGCUCAGUGGCGUAAACAAUACUUCCAGAAAUUUGGGAUUAGGGUUCCAGAAGAUCAGAGUGGAUGGGAUUGGCCCGAAGGAAUCUCAGCAACGGCUGGUUUCUUGAAGUCUAGUGUGACUGUGCCCAGCCUGUACAAGAAGUCUGACUUAUCUCAUCUGGUUGGUUCAUCUGGAGAUUUAUUAAGGUUUGAACAGCCUUGGGACAAUGUUGUGUUUCCAAAGAACCCGCGUACAGGUCAGAAUUCAGUUAAUGAUGUUUUACAUAAUAAACAAUGGGGGAAUGGUUCGGACAGAAGCAAUUUUCUUCUCAAGGGCUCAGUUGGUACUUCACAAAGCAAUUUGCAUGCGCUGGAAAGUAACCAGAUAAUGGAGAGCACUAGGUCUAGGUGCUCGACAAUGUCAAAGGUAGUGGGUAGAGGAGGAACUGAUAAUGAUGCUCAGUCCAUUUCUGCUUACGUUGAUUCAAUUUCUAGGAGUGGAACUUCAUUUAUUUAUAGCCCACCUUUACCCAACGAACGAACCCUUGGUAAGGAUUCUGAUAUCAGCAGACAUAACAAUUCAAGGGAGGGUGUUAUCUUGGAAAGAGAUGCUGUUUCUUCAAACAUUGAGUUGAGGCUUGGGCAACCAUGUCAGCAGAGUCGGACAUCGCGAAAUUCAGUUCUACCUGUCAUGGGACCUCGGAUAUUAGACACACUUGGUGAUCCACAGAAGUCAUUUUUCCCAGAGCAAUUGAUUCAUAACACAGCUAAUUCCAAUGUGAUGGAGGAAUGCAGGCAAUACCUUCAAUGUGCCACGGGUACAUCUAAUUCCAGUGCAAGAAGAGAGCAAAUUCCAUUCAACUGUGUGAACCAUACUUUUGAAAUCAAUAAUGCCUUAGAUGCAGCUAAACUAGAACAAUUCAGAGGUGAUGCGGCCAAGAGUUCAGUGAUUUCGAUGCUACUUUCACACUUAACUACACCGACUGAAGGGAAUAUGCAAUCUAAAGCAAUUAAUAAUGUAGUGAAUGACAAUGGCCAUUUUGUGCCUAGGUCACUACAUUUUGAAUCUCACAUUGCCAAGCGUGAUCCAGUUUAUUCUCCAUGGAAUAGUGCUAAUGGAUUAGAAAGGGAGUCAAACAUAAAUGACUUGAGUUUCCAUAGAUAUAUGGACAAGGGUAAAAGAGUGGGAUUUGUUACUGAUGGAUCGUAUGCUGCAACAGAAUCAACCUUUGGAUUUUAUAAGCAGAUGGGAAGUUCAGGCACUUUUACUGGAGUUGCUGGAAGUGAUCAUCCCAGUAGUUCUGCAGUGCAUGACAAAAGCUGUUAUUCACGUCAGUUGUUGGGCAUGCCACCAGAUGCAUCCAAUGCCAGCAACUCUUUCAACUUUUCUGGGAAGUUUUCCUGCCUUGGAAGCAGUGGACUUGAUAAUGUUUUUGUUAAAUCUAUAAGUCCACCCAUGGGUUCUGGGAUAAAUGUGCCAUCGCAAGCAGUCUCAACAGGCUUUUCUUCGGCUUCUUCACUGUCUGUGCCCAAUUUGACUCCAUCUUUGCCAACUAAGGAGAGCAUUGGAGUAAGCCCAUAUUUGCUCGAUGAAAAUUUUAAACUUCUAGCUUUGAGACAUAUUCUGGAGUUAUCUAAUCGAGAGCAUGCAAUUACUUCUCUUGGAAUGAACCAAAAGGAAGGGAGAUUCAGUAGCUCUUCUGAUCCUAAAGUCCAGGGCUCUGUUGUUGAUACAUUAACAUCUGAUGAACUGAAGCAUGGAUUGAAACUUACCAGUGAACAAAAUGCUUCUGAAGUUCCCCUGAAAUUACUCCAAUCUGGUGGUAAUCACAGGAUGGGUGGUGAUAUGGAAAAAUUGGUUCCUGUGGCAGAUCAGAACAACUGGUUCGAUAUCUCAACAUUUACACAAGGAAUCCCAUUAUGUUCUAAAGGGAUUGAUUCUCAAGAUCUUCCUUGUGAGCAGCCUUCACUGAGACUUGGAAGAAUUGAAAACAAUGCAUUACCAGAUGAUCAUCAAAAAUGCUGUCAUGGAGUAGUGUGUACAUAUUUUCCAGGCUUGUGUCCCUGUGCUGUCCAUACAAAUUGUUCAGCAGUAAAUUGUGACUCCAAAGGCAAAACCUCUCUUAGUGCCUUCAAGGAACAGAUGGGGGGCAUGAAUGGCAAACCUUCAAUGUUGUUUACUACAAGAUUUCAUAAAGAUCAUAUUGUUCAAAAAGAAAAAAAUAUUUCCUUCCAUCAAAACGAAAAAUCGAAGGGCCAAAACCAUAAAAAAAUUGAUUGUCAUGCUUCUCAGUGGAAAGAUGUGCCUAGCAAGGUGAUAGUGUCUUGUGAUAUGAAAUGUGUACGGCCAUCAGUUGAUGGAUUGGGUGGGAGAAAAAAUGACGAGGAUCAACCUGCAAUGUAUGGGAGAAAAAAUGAUGAGGAUCAACUAGCAGAUACUGCAGCCAAACGCUUUAAUGGAAAUUUGCAGGAAAUUAACUGCUUGAAGGAGCAAGAGAUGUCUAAUAUUUCUUCUGGAUGUUCUGCCCCUGCUGUUACUCAGGCAUCUAUUGAAGUUAAUAACAUGGAUUCUUGUACCGUUGAUGCUGGGGAUACUGGAUGUGCCAAUGAUCUUGUAGUUGAUGAAGCAUCUGGAAUUGAAAAAUGUUGGUCAUCUGAUGAUGCACUUGACAGUGAAAGAAGUGCUGAAUUUCUUGGUUUUACAUGUAAAACUAGCUUCAUAAAAGAAGGAUCUUCCAAAGCAUUGGCUAAUCAAUCAUCUCGAAGUUUAAUUGAUGAGCUUAAGUUCAGAGAUUCCUUUAGAUGGAAGAGAGUACGAAAUGAAUCCCAUACUGGGCUUGCAAUUCAUGAAAAAAACAGUCAUUCACCAAAAAUAGAGAGGGGAUUGAAAACUAGGAAGAGGAAAAAAACUAUGAAAAUGAAGAUGCUAAAUGCAUCAUUCCCUGCCUCAGGUUUUUCUUCAGGACAUUAUGAACAUACCGAAUGUGCUGGUAGUGCUGAAUGGCGCUCUUUUUCAUACAAAGACGUGGACACGCUUCUUCAAUGUGAACUAGGAACAUCUCAUACAUGUGGUGCUUGCACAAUUGGACCUAGUUUCAAAAGGCGAAGGUCUACAUUGUCUUCUGCCAAAAACUUCUCUCGUAAAAGGGAUGUAGACAAAAUUUAUGCUGAUAGAGAAGGGGAAGAUGGUUAUCAGGCACAAUCAAAGGGAAAAACUGAGUUUCUUAGCAUCCAUGAGGUUUCUGGUGCCAAAAGGAUUGGACCAGACCGGACUGCUGAAGCUUUUAGGCAGUUUUGUAUGCAAGAACCAAGCCAUACAAAAGCUGUGAAGUACAAUUCAGUUGGUUGUGUAAAAGAGUCCUCUUGUCUGAAGCUGGAUGUUUCUAAUAGGAGAGAAAAACCUGUAGUAUGUGGGAAAUAUGGUGUUAUUUCAAAUGGAAAAUUGGCUAUAGAUGUACCAAAGCCAGCAAAAAUAUUUUCUCUUAGCAGGGUUCUUAAAACUGCCAGGAGAUGUACACUCUCUGCAAAUGACGAACCUAGAUUAACUUCCAUGAGACAGUUGAAGAAGGCAAGGCUCAGAGGAAGUAAUGGGUGUGUUAAUGAAAUCUCCAAUUUGAUGAAAGAGAAAGAAAAUGAAAUUCAGAAUGCAACCAGAUGUGAUGAAAGGAAUCCUGAUAAUUCAAUGGAAGAAGCUGAGAAGGCAGUCAUCAGUGGAGAUACAAGAUGUGCUGAUGAAUUGCUCAUGUCCAAGCAGGAGAAAGCGUAUGGUAGCAAGAAAGAUGACAGUUAUCAUAGCACUCGAUUGAAGCGAAAAUAUAAGGAAAUUCGCAAGCGCAGCCUUUAUGAGCUAACUGGAAAAGGAAAGAGUCCCAGUUCUGGAAAUGCUUUUGUGAAGAUACCAAAACAUGCACCACAAAAGAAAAGCGGAUCUGUCGGGUUGGAGAAUGCUGAAGAUAGUAAGCAUUCCAUGAGUGAAUCAUAUAAAGUUAAUUCCAAAAAAUCCAUUAAAGAGCACAGGUUUGAGUCCUUUAUUUCAGAUACAGAUGCAUUCUGCUGUGUUUGUGGAAGCUCCAACAAAGAUGAAAUUAAUUGCUUAUUGGAGUGCAGUCGUUGCUUAAUCAGAGUGCAUCAGGCUUGCUAUGGUGUUUCCAGAGUUCCCAAAGGUCGUUGGUAUUGCAGACCAUGCAGGACAAGUUCUAAAAAUAUUGUCUGUGUACUCUGUGGUUAUGGAGGAGGGGCCAUGACACGGGCACUUCGGACUCGCAAUAUAGUGAAAAGUCUUUUGAAAGUAUGGAAUAUUGAAACAGAAUCCUGGCCCAAGAGUUCUGUUCCUCCUGAAGCUUUGCAGGAUAAACUAGGCACACUGGAUUCCUCAAGAUCUGGACUUGAAAAUGAAUCAUUUCCUGUUUUAAGACCUCUAGAUAUCGAGCCAUCUACUACCACUGCUUGGAACAUGGAUCUGCAGAACCGGUCAGAUAUUACAAAGAAUUUGUCUUGUUCCCUUGGUAAUUUAAAGAUACAUAACACCAUAACAGCUGGAAUACUUGACUCAACUGUCAAGCAGUGGGUUCAUAUGGUUUGUGGACUCUGGACACCUGGAACAAGAUGCCCAAAUGUUGACACUAUGAGUGCUUUUGAUGUAUCUGGUGCUUCACGUCCUAGGGCAAAUGUGAUUUGCUCAAUAUGUAACCGACCUGGUGGCUCAUGUAUAAAGUGCAGGGUUCUGAAUUGCUUGGUUCCUUUUCAUCCUUGGUGUGCUCACCGGAAGGGGUUGUUGCAGAGUGAGGUAGAAGGUGUUGAUAAUGAAAAUGUUGGCUUUUACGGAAGAUGUAUGCUUCAUGCAGCACACCCUUCCUGCGAAUUAGACAGUGAUCCCAUAAACAUUGAAACUGAUUCUACAGGAGAAAAGGAACUAACCUGUGCUCGGACAGAGGGAUACAAGGGUCGUAAGCAAGAAGGUUUCAGGCACAAUCUUAACUUUCAAUCAAAUGGCAAUGGUGGAUGCCUUGUUCCUCAGGAGCAGUUAAAUGCAUGGCUUCAUAUAAACGGACAAAAGUCUUGCACAAAAGGGCUUCCAAAGACUCCUAUUUCAGAUGUUGAAUAUGAUUGUCGGAAAGAGUUUGCUCGAUACAAACAAGCCAAGGGUUGGAAACAUUUGGUGGUGUACAAGUCUGGUAUACAUGCCCUUGGUCUUUACACAUCUAGGUUUAUUUCUCGUGGUGCAAUGGUUGUUGAGUAUGUUGGUGAGAUAGUGGGCCUCCGUGUGGCUGAUAAAAGAGAAAGUGAUUAUCAGUCUGGAAGAAAGCUUCAAUACAAGACUGCUUGCUACUUCUUUAGGAUAGAUAAAGAGCACAUCAUUGAUGCUACCCGCAAAGGUGGGAUUGCUCGCUUUGUGAAUCAUUCAUGCCUGCCGAACUGUGUUGCAAAAGUAAUAUCUGUGAGGAAUGAAAAGAAGGUUGUCUUCUUUGCAGAGAGAGACAUAAACCCUGGAGAAGAGAUUACAUAUGACUACCAUUUUAACCAUGAAGAUGAAGGUAAGAAGAUUCCUUGUUUUUGCAACUCAAGAAACUGCAGGCGCUAUUUGAACUGAUUAUUGGAUUUCUUGAAUGAAGCAACAUUGUCAUUUUUUGUAAAAUCAAUCCCUGUGGGUUGUCAAUUUUCCGCCUCUCUAUUGGCAUAAGAUGCGAAGACAUUUUCCCAUAUGACACUGUAAAUAGGCUCAAAUGCAAGCAGAAGCUUCCUUUUUAUGUCUUCUUUAAGGCAUCCAGUGAAGUACUUGUCCCAAUUUGAUGAAGUGAAUGUAUCUUUUCCAGUUAAUUCCAUUGUUGUACAGGUUAACACCUCCUUUUCCCACUGCUAUAGCAAAAUUUUGUUCUAGGGUUA
Messenger RNA from Vitis vinifera (wine grape), 7082 nucleotides. RefSeq lists its product as uncharacterized. Lineage: Eukaryota; Viridiplantae; Streptophyta; Magnoliopsida; Vitales; Vitaceae. Gene Ontology annotation, biological process: positive regulation of DNA-templated transcription. The transcript is spliced from 19 exons. Gene Ontology annotation, cellular component: histone methyltransferase complex. Bases 277 to 6789 code for a protein of 2170 amino acids. Gene Ontology annotation, molecular function: histone H3K4 methyltransferase activity; protein binding. The record is from RefSeq and is a predicted model, not a curated record.